GUUAAAUCGUCACUUCCGCACAGCUGACCCGGAGGCAAUUGCUGUAACGUGUAGCGGCCGCUUGAAAGCACAGAACAGAUCCAGACAUGUCGGACGAUGAGGGCGCUCCUGUGGUGAAGAGGUCUCGUAUUUUCUAUGGCAGCCUGGCGGAUAAAGAGAAGGAACGGAUCACCAGGGGGGAGUUUUCAUUGGGGAGAACGGCGGUAAAGGCCGGGAUCGAGGCCGGGAACAUCAACAUCGGAGGAGGGGAGUCCUUCGACCUAGAGGAGCACAUCAGUGAGAGGCAGGCGGAGGUCCUCGCCGAGUUCGAGCGUAGGAAGCGAGCGCGACAGAUCAAUGUGUCCACUGACGACUCGGAGGUGAAGGCCUGUCUGAGGGCCCUCGGGGAGCCUAUCACUCUUUUUGGAGAGGGGCCCGCGGAGCGGAGAGAGAGGCUGCGAAAUGUCCUCUCCGUGGUCGGCACAGACGCCCUGAAGAAGACGAAGAAGGAAGAUGAGAAAGCCAAGGCAUCGCGUGAAGAGUAUCAGCACACCUGGUAUCAUGAGGGGCCCAACUUGCUGAAAACCGCACGACUGUGGAUAGCGCGAUAUUCUUUACCACGUGCCGCACAGCGACUGGAAAACGCGCGAGAAUACAGGCACAUCCCAGAAUCCAUCAGAACAUCUCAGAAACAAGAUCUGAACAAUGAUCUGCGAUCCGUGAACAAUUUCUGCAGUCAGAUCGGAGACGAUCGCCCUCUGUCCUUCUGUCACUUUAGUCCCAACUGCAAACUCUUGGCGACGGCGUGCUGGAGCGGACUCUGCAAACUUUGGUCAAUUCCAGACUGUCAGCCCAUACGGACUUUAAGAGGGCACAACACAAACGUAGGCGCCAUAGUCUUUCAUCCCAAGUCCACGGUGUCGCUGGAUGAGAAGGACGUAAAUCUGGCGUCCUGCGCCGCGGACGGGUCUGUCAAACUGUGGAACCUGGAGAGUGAUGAACCAGUUGCAGAUAUUGAAGGACAUACUGUGAGGGUGGCGAGAGUGACGUGGCAUCCAUCUGGGCGUUUUCUGGGCACCACAUGCUAUGACAAAUCCUGGCGCUUGUGGGACCUGGAGGCGCAGGAGGAAAUUCUGCAUCAGGAGGGUCACAGUAAAGGAGUAUAUGACCUCGCCUUCCACAGCGACGGCUCCCUCGCUGGUACCGGAGGUCUGGACGCCUUUGGGCGAGUGUGGGAUUUGCGGACUGGUCGCUGCAUUAUGUUCCUGGAAGGUCACCUCAAGGAAAUCUACAGCGUCAACUUCUCCCCUAAUGGGUUUCACAUUGCUACGGGCAGUGGGGACAACACCUGUAAAGUGUGGGACCUCAGGCAGCGCCGCUGCAUCUACACCAUCCCAGCGCACCAGAACCUGAUCAGCGCAGUCAAGUUCCAGCCCACAAACGGACACUACCUGCUGACCGGAGCAUACGACAACACGGCCAAGAUAUGGACGCACCCGCUGUGGUCUCCUCUGAAGACGCUCGCCGGUCACGAGGGGAAAGUGAUGGGCGUGGACAUUUCCUCCGAUGGAGAACUAAUCGCCACCUGCUCCUACGACAGAACUUUUAAGCUUUGGAUGACAGAAUGAACAUUGGGCACAGAAGUCGCGCGAUCUCUCCGGCUGUUGUGAAACGAGCGAGCCCAGGACAGGCUGGUAGUUGUAGUGCUGCAAAGGCUGGAGCCUUACAUAGGAGAGCAUCUUUUUUUAAAUUUUUUUAUUUUUAUUACGCUUAACCCCCUAGUGACCAGCCUGUUUUCGGCCUGUCUUCCUUUUUUAAUCGUCGCCUUCCAAGAGCUAUAACUUUUCAAUUGUUAUGUCUAUGUAGCCGUAUGCGGGACAAGCUGUAGUUUUUAAUUGCGCCAUU
Bufo bufo (common toad) is the source of this 1884-nucleotide messenger RNA. RefSeq names its product pre-mRNA processing factor 4 (gene PRPF4). Gene Ontology annotation, biological process: mRNA splicing, via spliceosome. Gene Ontology annotation, molecular function: protein binding; U4 snRNA binding; U6 snRNA binding. Lineage: Eukaryota; Metazoa; Chordata; Amphibia; Anura; Bufonidae. The record is from RefSeq and is a predicted model, not a curated record. Bases 87 to 1607 code for a protein of 506 amino acids. Gene Ontology annotation, cellular component: U4/U6 x U5 tri-snRNP complex. The transcript is spliced from 14 exons.